Monodelphis domestica (gray short-tailed opossum) is the source of this 2229-nucleotide messenger RNA. RefSeq names its product nucleolar and spindle associated protein 1 (gene NUSAP1). Gene Ontology annotation, cellular component: nucleolus; mitotic spindle; microtubule. Lineage: Eukaryota; Metazoa; Chordata; Mammalia; Didelphimorphia; Didelphidae. The record is from RefSeq and is a predicted model, not a curated record. Gene Ontology annotation, biological process: establishment of mitotic spindle localization; mitotic chromosome condensation; mitotic cytokinesis. Gene Ontology annotation, molecular function: microtubule binding.
AGUCGGCCUCUGGGUAGGCGGAACUGAGAAGGAAGAGAAGAUGGCGGCGUGAGGAGUUUGGGCUACCGCCGCGGCUUUGGCCGCGGCUGCUGGCAGCCCCCAGCCUUGAGGUUGGCCAGCCCUGGUCAACGGCCUGCUAGUCUGACAGCACAGAGGUUCCUCAUCCUAGGCAGAACAAUUUUUCUACACUUGGGAUGUUUGUAUUGUCCUCAUCUAGAAAGAAAAAUAGAAUCCAGAGCUCAGGAUUUAGUGGGGAGACAGACUUCUGAAAUCAUUGAAAGAAUACUUUCAAGAUGAGCUCAAGAAAGAAAAUGAAACUCAGCAGGAUCAUUCAGAAAUGAUACGAAGUGAUCAUCCUGGGUCUAACAGACAGAAGAAAUAUCAAAAGGAGAAUUUCUUAACUGUCGAAGAGGCAACGGAGCCAUCCAAAGACAACCAGAAUAAGCCAAUUUGCUCUGAAGGAAAUAAAAUGGAAGGUGAUACUCUUUUAAAUAUCUCUUCAGGAGGAAAGAGGCCUCGUAUUAGGGAUGAUUCAUCCAAAUCAAAGAAAAGGAAAAUGAUAUUCACAACACCGAAUUUUAAGAAGAUUCAUGAGGCUCAUUUUAAGGAAAUGGAAUCUAUUGACAAAUAUAUUGAUCGAAAAAAGAAACGUAUAGAAAUCCUUAACAACUCAGUGAAGGAACUAAAGAUGUUAGCUAAAAAAGCUAACUUGACAGGAACUCCCAAUAAUUCCAAGCAAAGUUCAUCUAACAUGAUGGUAUUAAGCCCAGUUCCUAAGAGAGGCAGGCCUUCUACCUUCACACCUGCCAGUCCACGACGCUCACUUCGCACAUCUCUUGGGACUGCAAAUCGAAGUAUCUUGUGUCAGAAACUGUUCAAGCCAUCUACCCUCUCAACUAACAAAAUGAAUGUCAGGUUCACUGAGGCUACUAAAGAUAAUGAACAUAAACGCUCCCUGACCAAGACUCCUGCCAGAAAGUCUCCCUACAUGGGCUUGGUGGACACCCAGCCUAAAUGCCAGACUGUCCUUGGGAAGAACAAUGAAAAGGAAGCCAGCCAAGUCAAGGCUGAACACACUCUGGCAGUUACCCCAUUCAAGUUUACAGCUGAAGCAACCCAGACUCCAGUCAGUAAUAAGAAACCAGUAUUUGAUCUCAAAGCAAGUCUUUCUCGUCCUCUUAGCUAUGAGCCGCACAAAGGGAGGCUAAAACCAUGGGGGGAAGCAAAAGAAAAUAUUUCCCUGAAGGAGACAGCAAAAAGAAUUGACUUCCACAAAAAAACUUACAAACAACCACAUCUCCAGACCAGAGAAGAUCAACGAAGGAAACAUGAGCAGAAAAGGAAAGUGAAGAAAGAUUGCAUUCUUGGAAGCCGAAGAGGCCUAGUUAUGCUUCAAGACUAACAAUCUGCCAAUUCCACUGUAGAUAUUGUGAAACUUUCAUACUUCUGUACAUAUUUCUGUAUUUGUUUUAUCAUUGUAAAUUCCGUCCAGCCUGUCUUACUUAUUCUGUUCUUAGUCCUACUUAUUAUAGACAUCUCUUUGGAGCUUUCAUUUUAACCUGCUAUUUACCUACAUCAGUGAAACAAUGAUACUAUCAAUUCACAAAUGUUUCAUUUAUAAACUCUGGCAGAUUAUCUCAAAUGGUCUUUACCUAACUCUUUUCUAUUUAAAAGUACAUCCAAAACUAGAUUUUGACGGUCAUGUUCUUCUCCUAGUCCUAGGGUUUCAAAUAACUUGCAUAAGCUUUUUCAUAUUGUAAAUAAUGGUACAAAAGGAGAAGGUAGAAUAGAAGGCUUCUAGAGCACCUAAUAACUAAGUUAGUGGCAGUCUAAAAAAGUCAAGCUUUUUAAAGUUUUCUUAGAUUUGUCCUUGGGUAAAUAUGGUCUCUAUAAAUGCAUAUUCAUUACUAAUUUGUUAUUAGAUGGCAUCAUCCAUAUUUACACCCUGAAUACUUUCCAGUUUAAAGCAAAAGGAUCAUGCUUAUAAGAGUCUAUUACAUGCUUGUGUUAUUUAUGUUUUUAAGAUCAUUGCGCUCUAUAAUCUAGUCUCUUAUUCAAAGAAUGUCAAAGACUACAGUUGCUUAGAAUUGUACCUAUUUGUUGACUUUCAGAACUUUACAUCUGGCACUGUCUCUAUCAGAUUAAGACAGUAUACCUAAACUAACCUACUAAAAAUUUUCUGUUAGGAAAAUUUUUAUAAAUUAAAACUGAACAUUUGUUCUCUCUUGA